AUGAUACUCACUGCUGCAAGCGAAUAGGCUAUAGUGAGAGAUAAGAAAAUGGAAAAUCCAGCUAUAAAUAGCUUACUUUAAUAAUAACGAUUUAAUUUAAACAGGAAGAAAAUAGAGGCAGCAAUACAAAGUAAUAUAGCGACUGAACUAAUGAUUACAAUUAUUUAAACAGGCUAGAAAUAAUAAUCUGAAUUAAGUUAGCCUGAUGAAACUAUACAUAGUAUAGCUGCUACUGUAGCCAACAACGUUAGUACAUAAAACAUGAUUAUCAAAUUUUUAGACUAUUUUUUGAAGGUAUCAUAUAGAAAUACUUCAGAUGAUCCUUAAACUAGCUAAUUGUUAUCCAUUUUAUUAAUCCUAAAUAUUAUUUUGAAGAAAAUUAAAUGUUUUUGUUUAUUAUACUUAAUAAAAAAAAGGAAAUAAAAAAUAUAUUGUUGGAGAUAAUGUUAAGCUAAAUACAUAAAUCUAUAUUUUCACUCAAUUAAAGAUUUACUAAUUAUUUAUGGUUAAUUACAGGCUAAGCGAAUAAGUAUAAGCAUUUAAUAAAAAUAAUUGAAAUUUUGA
Messenger RNA from Tetrahymena thermophila SB210, 564 nucleotides. RefSeq lists its product as hypothetical. NCBI's taxonomy places the organism in Eukaryota, Ciliophora, Oligohymenophorea, Hymenostomatida, Tetrahymenidae. The record is from RefSeq and is a predicted model, not a curated record. The transcript has a single exon.